Messenger RNA from Galeopterus variegatus (Sunda flying lemur), 5227 nucleotides. RefSeq names its product protocadherin Fat 3. Lineage: Eukaryota; Metazoa; Chordata; Mammalia; Dermoptera; Cynocephalidae. Gene Ontology annotation, molecular function: calcium ion binding. The annotation marks the transcript as partial. The record is from RefSeq and is a predicted model, not a curated record. Gene Ontology annotation, cellular component: plasma membrane. The transcript is spliced from 6 exons. Gene Ontology annotation, biological process: homophilic cell-cell adhesion.
GUGACUGUGACAGAUGGCGGUUCCUCUCCGAAACAGUCGACCAUUUGGGUGGUGGUUCAGGUUCUGGAUGAAAAUGACAACAAGCCCCAGUUCCCAGAGAAGGUCUACCAGAUCAAGUUGCCAGAACGUGACAGGAAGAAGAGGGGAGAACCCAUUUACAGGGCUUUUGCGUUUGAUAGAGAUGAGGGCCCCAAUGCAGAAAUCUCCUACAGUAUCGUGGAUGGGAAUGAUGAUGGAAAAUUCUUUAUUGACCCUAAAACCGGCAUGGUUUCUUCCAGAAAGCAGUUUACAGCAGGGAGUUAUGACAUCCUCACGAUAAAGGCAAUAGACAAUGGACGUCCACAGAAAUCCUCCACGGCCCGCCUCCACAUUGAAUGGAUUAAGAAACCACCCCCUUCACCUAUUCCAUUGACCUUCGAUGAGCCCUUUUAUAACUUCACAGUCAUGGAAAGCGAUAGAGUAACUGAGAUUGUGGGGGUGGUGUCUGUGCAGCCAGCUAACACUCCUCUGUGGUUUGACAUAGUUGGGGGCAAUUUUGACAGCUCUUUUGAUGCAGAGAAGGGUGUUGGGACAAUUGUCAUCGCAAAACCUUUGGAUGCAGAGCAGAGGUCCAUCUAUAAUCUGAGUGUGGAAGUCACCGAUGGGACAAAUGUUGCUGUCACUCAGGUAUUUAUCAAAGUGCUGGACAAUAAUGAUAAUGGCCCAGAAUUCUCCCAGCCGAAUUACGAUGUGACAAUAUCCGAGGAUGUGCUUCCAGAUACAGAGAUAUUGCAGAUUGAAGCCACAGAUAGAGAUGAGAAGCACAAACUGAGCUACACUGUCCACAGCAGCAUUGACUCCAUCAGCAUGAGAAAAUUCCGGAUUGACCCCAGCACCGGUGUGCUCUAUACUGCUGAGAGACUGGACCAUGAGGCCCAGGACAAGCACAUUCUCAACAUAAUGGUCAGAGAUCAGGAGUUUCCUUAUCGGAGAAACUUGGCCCGAGUCGUUGUGAAUGUGGAGGAUGCUAAUGAUCACAGUCCUUAUUUUACCAACCCACUGUAUGAAGCAUCUGUGUUCGAAUCGGCUGCUCUGGGAUCAGCUGUUCUGCAAGUGACGGCUCUGGACAAAGACAAAGGGGAAAAUGCAGAACUCUUAUAUACCAUAGAAGCAGGGAACACUGGGAACACAUUUAAGAUCGAACCAGUCCUGGGCAUCAUCACUGUUUCCAAAGAACCAGACAUGACGACAAUGAGUCAGUUUGUCCUGUCGGUCAAAGUCACAGAUCAGGGUUCUCCGCAGAUGUCUGCCACUGCGAUUGUGCGCAUUUCUGUCACACUGUCUGAUAAUUCUCACCCCAAAUUCACUCACAAAGAUUACCAAGCUGAAGUAAAUGAAAAUGUUGAUAUUGGAACAUCAGUCAUUCUAAUCUCUGCCACCAGUCAAUCUACUCUCAUUUAUGAAGUCAAGGAUGGAAACAUUGAUGGAAUUUUUACUAUUAAUCCAUAUUCUGGAGUCAUCACCACUCGGAAGGCACUGGAUUAUGAGCGCACUUCCUCUUAUCAGCUCAUCAUUCAGGCCACUAACAUGGCAGGAAUGGCCUCCAAUGCCACGGUCAAUAUUCAGAUUGUUGAUGAAAAUGAUAAUGCCCCAGUUUUUCUCUUUUCUCAAUAUUCGGGCAGCCUAAGUGAGGCUGCUCCAGUCAAUAGUAUUGUCAGGAGCUUGGAUAACAGUCCACUGGUGAUUCGAGCCACCGAUGCUGACAGCAACCGGAAUGCUCUGCUCGUGUAUCAGAUUGUGGAGUCCACAGCCAAGAAGUUCUUCACCGUGGACUCCAGUACAGGUGCAAUCAGAACAAUUGCUAACCUGGACCAUGAAACCAUCGCCCAUUUCCAUUUCCAUGUGCAUGUAAGAGACAGUGGUAGCCCCCAGCUGACUGCAGAGAGUCCCGUCGAAGUCAACAUUGAGGUGACAGAUGUGAAUGAUAACCCACCUGUUUUCACUCAGGCUGUGUUUGAGACUGUCUUACUUCUCCCUACCUACAUUGGAGUGGAGGUUCUAAAAGUUAGUGCCAUGGAUCCUGAUUCCGAGGUGCCCCCUGAACUGACAUAUAGCAUAAUGGAAGGCAGCUUGGAUCAUUUUUUAAUUGACUCAAAUAGUGGAAUACUCACCAUAAAAAACAACAGCCUCUCCAAAGAUCACUACAUGCUGAUAGUGAAAGUGUCUGAUGGAAAGUUCUACAGUACAUCCAUGGUCACCAUCAUGGUUAAAGAAGCCAUGGAUAGUGGCCUCCACUUUACACAAAGCUUUUACUCCACCUCAAUCUCAGAGAAUAACACUAACAUAACCAAAGUUGCUAUUGUCAAUGCAGUUGGAAACCGCCUUAACGAGCCCUUGAAAUAUAGCAUCUUAAACCCAGGAAAUAAGUUCAAGAUAAAAUCUACCUCAGGUGUCAUUCAAACCACCGGAGUCCCCUUUGACCGUGAAGAACAGGAACUGUAUGAGUUGGUGGUGGAAGCCAGCCGUGAGCUGGACCAUUUGCGUGUGGCGAGGGUAGUGGUCAGAGUUAACAUUGAAGACAUAAAUGACAACUCUCCAGUCUUUGUGGGCCUCCCUUACUAUGCUGCUGUGCAAGUUGAUGCUGAGCCCGGGACUCUGAUAUACAGGGUGACAGCCAUUGACAAAGAUAAAGGUGCGAAUGGAGAAGUGACCUAUGUCCUACAGGAUGACUAUGGCCACUUUGAAAUUAACCCCAAUUCAGGGAAUGUCAUUUUAAAAGAAGCAUUUAACUCUGACUUGUCCAACAUUGAAUAUGGAGUCACUGUUCUAGCCAAAGAUGGUGGAAAACCCUCUUUGUCCACAUCAGUGGAACUUCCCAUCACUAUUGUCAACAAAGCAAUGCCUGUGUUUGAUAAGCCCUUUUAUACAGCAUCUAUCAAUGAAGACGUUGGAAUGGACACCCCCAUUCUAAGCAUCAAUGCCACCAGUCCAGAAGGCCAAGGAAUCAUAUAUAUCAUUAUUGAUGGGGAUCCUUUCAAACAGUUUAACAUUGACUUUGACACUGGGGUUCUGAAAGUUGUUAGCCCUUUGGAUUAUGAAGUUACAUCUGCUUACAAGUUGACAGUAAGAGCCAGCGAUGCCCUUACUGGUGCUAGGGCUGAAGUCACUGUUGACUUGCUAGUUAAUGAUGUAAAUGACAACCCCCCUAUUUUUAAUCAGCCCACAUACAAUACAACUUUAUCAGAAGCAUCUCUCAUUGGGACGCCUGUUUUGCAAGUUGUCUCUACUGAUGCCGACUCAGAAAACAAUAAGAUGGUACACUAUCAGAUCGUCCAGGAUACCUACAAUAGCACAGAUUAUUUUCACAUAGACAGCACAAGUGGCUUAAUCCUGACAGCACGGAUGCUGGACCAUGAGUUAGUACAACACUGCACUUUGAAAGUCAGAGCAACAGAUAAUGGCUUCCCAUCCCUGAGCAGUGAGGUUCUGGUUCAUAUCCACAUCUCUGACAUAAAUGAUAACCCUCCGGUUUUUAAUCAGCUCAUUUAUGAGUCAUAUGUGAGUGAAUUAGCCCCCCGGGGCCAUUUUGUAACCUGUGUGCAAGCCUCUGACGCAGACAGCUCUGAUUUUGACAGGUUGGAAUAUAGCAUUUUAUCUGGUAAUGAUCGGACAAGCUUUCUGAUGGACGGCAAGAGUGGAGUCAUCACACUGUCCAACCACCGGAAGCAGCGGAUGGAGCCCCUGUACAGUCUCAAUGUGUCUGUCUCUGAUGGGUUGUUCACCAGUACUGCACAGGUGCAUAUCAGGGUACUUGGAGCUAACUUGUACAGCCCUGCCUUUUCACAGAGCACAUAUGUAGCUGAGGUGAGAGAGAAUGCACCUGCUGGGACAAAGGUAAUUCACAUUCGAGCCACAGACGGGGAUCCAGGGACGUAUGGGCAGAUCAGCUAUGCCAUCAUCAAUGACUUUGCCAAGGAUCGGUUCCUCAUAGACAGCAAUGGACAGGUCAUCACAACAGAAAGGCUAGACAGGGAAAACCCUCUGGAAGGAGAUGUUAGUAUUUUUUUGAGGGCCCUUGAUGGUGGAGGGAGAACAACUUUCUGCACCGUGAGGGUGAUUGUUGUGGAUGAAAAUGACAAUUCUCCCCAGUUCAUGACAGUGGAAUAUAGAGCCAGCGUCAGGGCAGACGUUGGAAGGGGCCACUUGGUUACUCAGGUUCAAGCCAUGGAUCCAGAUGAUGGAGCAAAUUCAAGGAUUACUUAUUCCCUCUAUAGUGAGGCCUCAGUCUCAGUGGCUGACCUCCUGGAAAUCGAUCCUGACAAUGGCUGGAUGGUCACAAAGGGCAAUUUUAAUCAGCUGAAAAAUACAGUGCUGUCAUUCUUCGUUAAAGCAGUAGACGGGGGCAUUCCAGUAAAGCACUCCCUCAUUCCUGUCUAUAUCCAUGUCUUGCCCCCUGAAACCUUCUUGCCUUCAUUCGCCCAGUCUCAGUAUUCCUUUACCAUUGCAGAAGAUACAGCCAUUGGAAGCACAGUGGAUACCCUGAGGAUUUUGCCUAGUCAAAAUGUCCGGUUCAGCACAGUUAAUGGGGAGUGGCCAGAAAAUAACAAAGGGGGCAUCUUCAUCAUAGAACAGGAAACAGGCACUAUCAAGCUUGACAAGCGCCUUGACCGUGAAAUCAGCCCAGCUUUCCACUUUAAAGUAGCAGCCACUAUACCCCUGGACAAGGUAGACAUUGUGUUUACUGUGGAUGUUGAUAUCAAGGUAUUGGAUUUGAACGACAACAAGCCAGUCUUUGAAACUUCAAGCUAUGAGACCAUCAUAAUGGAAGGGAUGCCUGUCGGCACCAAACUCAUGCAGGUGAGAGCUAUUGACGUGGAUUGGGGAGCCAAUGGGCAGGUCACUUACUCCCUCCACUCAGAUUCCCAGCCCGAAAAGGUAAUGGAAGCAUUCAAUAUUGACAGCAACACAGGCUGGAUCAGUACGUUGAAGGACCUGGAUCAUGAGACAGACCCCACAUUCACCUUUUCUGUGGUAGCCUCUGACCUUGGAGAGGCAUUCUCUCUUUCUUCCACGGCUCUGGUCUCUGUCAGGGUGAUGGAUAUAAAUGACAAUGCACCCGUCUUUGCCCACGAGGUGUACCGAGGGAAUGUGAAGGAGAGCGACCCACCAGGGGAGGUGGUAGCCGUCCUCAGCACCUGGGACAGAGACACUUCGGACACUAAUCGCCAAGUGAGCUACCAUAUUACAG